CUCACCAAAAAAGAAGCCUUUUUCCUCUCCUUUUAAUUUCCCCUUUUGCUGUUGAUUCCACACCAACCCACCCAUCUUCACACACAUUUCUUCUCCCUCCCUCACUUCCUCUCUCUCGAGAUUUUAUAGAGAGAGAAACCCCCCACACACAAACACACAGAAAAAGUUUCCAAAAAAAAACAGAGGAUGAAGAGGAAAUCAUCUCCAUCUUCGUGCUCCUCCUCUUCAUCUUCCUGCUGUAUCGAAUCGCCAUCAAUCGCCACCGCGCCUCAAUCGAAGCCCGACGCCAAGCCCAAGCCAAAGCGCGUCAGAGCGAAGAAGAAUCAGAGCGAAAAUUCCGCCACCUCUGCCAAAUCGCGAAGCUCGAUUCACAGAGGCGUCACUAGGCAUCGGUGGACUGGAAGAUACGAAGCUCAUCUCUGGGAUAAGACUACCUGGAACAGCAUACAGAACAAGCGAGGAAGACAAAUUUAUUUAGGUGCUUAUGAUAAUGAGGAAGAUGCGGCGAGAACCUACGAUCUAGCUGCACUUAAAUACUGGGGCCCUUCCACCAUCCUCAAUUUUCCAGUGGAGGGCUACACCAACGAUCUUGAAGAGAUGCAAAAAUUGACCAAGGAAGAGUAUUUGGCUUCCCUCCGGAGGCGGAGCAGCGGCUUCUCCAGAGGCGUCUCUAAGUAUCGCGGCGUUGCAAGGCACCAUCACAAUGGCCGGUGGGAGGCUAGAAUUGGGCGCGUUUGUGGAAACAAGUAUCUCUACUUAGGAACCUACAGCACUCAAGAGGAAGCCGCAGCAGCAUAUGAUAUGGCAGCGAUAGAAUUCAGAGGCCCGAAUGCUGUAACAAAUUUCGACGUAAGUAAUUAUGCGGAUAAGUUGAAGAAAUUCCUACCUGAGGUGCAAGUGGAAGAGGUCCAUGUGAAGCAGGAAACAAACUCGACUCCCCCCGACGAAGUACAAGCAGAGGAAAAACCUCACCCGGUUGCUGAAACAAGUAGCCCUAAGCCUGAACCCAAAGAUUCCAACGAGUCAGAAGGCAUAGUCACCAUGGACCCAAUCGAGGAGCACGGGCACCCUUGGGACCUCUGUCUAGAUACUCUAUUCAACAUCCUCCCAAUACCCGACAUGCCUCUGGGGAAACCCUCUGAGGUGUUCGACUACAAAGGCUUCGAUGAUGAUAUUGAGUGCAUCUUCGAUGAGCCAUUGGAUGAUAACGAGAUCCUCCAAUAUGGCGGCCAGAUUGACGCAGCAGAUGCAUUGGUAGUUCAGGACGAGAAAGGGCGGGAUGCCUCCACUUCAACUUCACCUUCUUCGUCGCCACUGUCUUCAGUCACAUCUGCCUGCAGCAACAUCUAAUCUACCUUCAAGUUUCAAGAUGUUUAGAGCUUUAAGUUAUUGUAACUUUAGGUGAGGAAGCUAGCUGUAGAUGAUAAGAGUAAGAUGCUGUUCAAGCUCAGAUCUUUGGCUUGUUCAUGGCCCCCUUUUUCCCCUCCCUGAGAUAAAGACUGUCUCAAGAGAUAGCUCUGUUUAUCAGUAUGUAAUUCUAGGAUUUCUUUGUUCUUUCAUAAAAUGAAUUCAGCGAGUUAUUUUA
Molecule: messenger RNA, 1585 nt
Organism: Salvia splendens (bonfire salvia)
Lineage: Eukaryota; Viridiplantae; Streptophyta; Magnoliopsida; Lamiales; Lamiaceae
Product: ethylene-responsive transcription factor WRI1
Exons: 7
Coding region: 187-1350 (387 amino acids)
Biological process (GO): regulation of DNA-templated transcription
Molecular function (GO): DNA binding; DNA-binding transcription factor activity
Source: RefSeq, a predicted model, not a curated record